This is a messenger RNA of Symbiodinium natans, 2511 nucleotides long. NCBI's taxonomy places the organism in Eukaryota, Dinophyceae, Suessiales, Symbiodiniaceae. The record is from the annotation of a GenBank genome assembly.
AUGGGCUUGUGCGGUGGAAAGUCUGCGCAGAAUCGCCAAAGUCGCGACAGUCGGGAGUUGGGAGAUGGUUUUCAUUACUCUCGCAUAAAGCCUGAUGAUGAUGAUCACGACGCCAAGUCUGAUUCUGACGACCACCCAGACAUCAUCCAGUUUGCAGCUCCCAUCUUUGUUGCCAAGGAGGGUGCGGAGUUCAGUGUUAAGCUGAUGCGUCUUGGGUCACUUUCUGGAAAGGCCCGGUGCAGCUACAGGACAGAAGACUGUUCAGGGAAAGCUGGCAGCCGGUACGUUCACACACAAGGCCAAGUUACUUUCGAGCCUGGCCAGUAUGAGCAGAGCGUCACGGUCGAGAUUCUGGACUCGCCUGGAUGGAUGGCAACUCUGGAGUUCAAGGUGGUUCUUGAGCAUCCGAUUGGUUGUCACUUGGGGAAGUAUCUAAGCGCCUGCCGCGUCAAAGUGAUGGACUCGGACUUCUUUCCUUCCAGCACUUACUCGCAGGUUCUGGAGAAGGGUGAGGAAAGCAUCUUGGGGAUGAAUCCGGUGCUUCUGUUCGCCGAGUUUUUGAAACUCCUGCUAUCGGUGCCGGGAAUGGCCUGGAGGCUAGCAGUAACGCUGCUCUUUGAUCAGCUCAAGAAUGUCUAUGUCUGGUUCAUGCUUGUCUCUUCUGUGUACAUGGUGAAUGUGAUAUUCAGCAGCAAGGAUGCCGUUGAACAGGAGCUCUUGGUUCCUCACGACCCCGAAAUGACGGCUCAGCUUAUUGGAUUGAUGUAUGUUUUAGCCCCACUUCUCCUCCACUGCUGGAAGGAAGUGAAGCUCCAGAUGGACAUUCGAGGCUGCUGCACACUCUUUCUGCAAACUUCCGUCAUGAGGAAGUAUAUGAACUACAGCGAUCGCUCACGUGCCGAGGUCUCGCACCAUGAGGUUCAGAAGUUUGUCAUUGACACAUCAGAUGAACUGGCACAAAGUAUCGACGACAUGUCAUCGCUUUGCGAGAACUUGGGGAAGCUACUCGUGCUGAACUACUUUGCAGUGUCCAGCGACCCUGGCGUGGUCUGGGCAACCCUGGCCAUGCCUGUGAUCAUGGCUCUGUGGGCACUUCUGAGAGAGGCUGUUUUACGCAAACCAGAAGAGACUGAUGAAUCUGAGAAACUGGUCAGCGACCUUGUCAGUGAGAUAAGUCAAAAUUAUCGGCUCAUCGCCGGCUACUUUCAGCGACCGGCAAUGAAUGAUAAGUUUGCUGCCCGUGCCACGAAGCUCUCCGAUGUGCGUCUGCCAAGGGCAGCAUAUGAACUUCGCAGUGAGUUCUUUUUCGAGUGGCUGGGCCCGCUGUUCGUUGGUGGGUACGUGGCCUUCUACUCCCCCCUCGUGCUUUCUGACAAGCUCUCACUGGGCACAUUCCUGGCCACCAUCUCCGUGUUUAAGGAAGUGGGCCAUAACUUUGCCGAUGGUUUUGCAAGAAUCCGGAGGGUGGCCGCAAAGUUUGGACCCCUGGUUGAUCUCACAGUCUUCUUGAACCGGGCCACAGACGUACAGGAUCUUGGGGACUUGAUCGAAAGCAGGGUCCACGAGACGUCCAUCCUGAGGCAGGACAUCCUCUCUCUUCCCGCCUCGCAGGAUCCAUCCAUGGUCCGAACAGACUUGAUUCCGGUGCGCCUCCAGAACUUGAGCUUCAGCUUUCCGGGCAAGCAGCUGCUUCAGGGAGUCAACAUCUCCGUUCCGCAAGGCAAGCUGGUUGCAGUGGUGGGCCGUGCAGGCUCGGGGAAGACUCGGCUGAUCCGGGCACUCGGCAGCGACACGUCUCCCACAACAGGUAGAGUUCUCAUCCCCUCGCAUUUGCGGUGUCUUCUGGUAUCCCACCAAGUGUUCUUGAUGAACACGUCACCGCUGCAAAAUCUGUUUUUCGGAGAUCCUCCAUCCUUGGCGCUGCUUGAGGCGCGGAAGCGGAUGCUCAGAGUCUUGAACAAGCUCGAGAUGCGACAAACCCGCAAACUGGCAGAACAGGAGAUGCAGCUGCUUCAAGAACCACCUCCUGUUGAAAAGCAGGAGGGCAGUUCUUGCUGCUGGCAGGUUGUGCCAGAGGAGACACAGCCGAGCUGGUCACCUCCAGACGGCUCGGCGCCCGCGUUGCGCAUCGCUUCGGCCCUGCAUGGCUGGCAGGAGUCGCUGUCUUUCCAGGAAAAAGCCAAACUGCAUAUUGCUCGUGCCUUGAUCAUGAAUCCGGAGAUCUUAAUCCUCGAAAAGCCGCUUAUGAACUUCGACGACUACGAAGCCGAACUGGUGGUGAGGGUGCUCCGCGAACAUAUCUCCAACAGAGGCAUAGAGCUGCCCCGGGAAACUCGGGACCGGCGCAGGCCCCGGACUUGCUUCUACAGCGUUGAGCGCGUGAGCAAGAACGAUCAACCCGAUGUCGUCUGGAAAUUGCAGAAUGGACGGGUUGUGGAAGAACACGAAAUUCCCACGGAGCUCCCACCAGCAUCGAGACAUCUGAGCACAAAGAUAUCGGCAUUACAGUGA